GAAGAAACCAACAAAACGUAGAAACUAGGGAAUUGUUAACUAGUGGUGGAAGUGAACUAUUCAUUAAAAGAGCAUCUCGACAGCAGCCUCGAGCUGACAGCCAAGGAGACCGUCCGGACAGUCUUGCGCAGAUUAGCGGAACUCCACUCGAAAAGCGAGGAGCAGAAAAAUGGAGACCUGGGGGGAGGCGCAUUGGAUUACUUUAAAGUGUCCCUCAUAGCAGAGGAGGCGGUGAAGGUGACAGCUCAGAUCGUUAUGUCCGACUUAGUAGAUUUUGUAUUGAAGCGAUUUACAGAUUUCCAAUUCAAGAUAUGCGAAUAUGAAAAGGAAAUCCAUAGUCUGAAGCAUUGGCUGGAGUUGUCUGGAGAUGAGCGAGUUGCAGCUAAGAAACGGGCGAGCUAUAAAGUGCAGACAGGCACACGAAACUCUGCGAGACACGGCGACCCACUUAAUGAACAAGAUGGGGAUCCUGGAACUGGGAACUGCGAACCCAGCUAUCAAUUUGCUGGGCACAGAAAGGAGCCGGUCAUCUAUGCAUUAGCCAGCUCAUCUCGUGUCAGAUCGGUUGCUCCGGCUUCAUUUCAAAAUCUCGAAUCAAUAGAAAUCAGCGCCAGAAGGGCGAAGUGGGACAAUCGAGGAGCUCCUGAACUCUCUUUCCAAAUUCCAGAUGGAAAGGCUCACUGUGGCCUUUGCCUCCUCAAUGUAGAACAAGUGACUGUGAAAGAAGCUGCAGGUGCUGACUCUGUAAAAAUUAAAGGAUUGACCAUUGGGCAAAGGUCUGAUCAUUGGAGAGACACUCAAGUGGACCAGGGUGUGAGUUCAGUUCAAGUCAAGGAUCAGGGGUUUUUGACUAAUAAGGAGCUAAUCAGUGCUAAAGAAGAGCUUUCUGAGGUGAACAUUUCCUCUGUAAGUCAAAGUGAGAUGCUCCCUGAACAGUCUUUACAAAAGAAUGUUUUUAUCCUGCAUAAGGUUGAAGAAAAUCAUCUGGGUCUAAAGGAGAGCAAUAUAUUCUCAACCCAGGAGAAACCAGACCAUGAUGUUCAUGUAAAUAGUGAGACAGUAGGAAGGAAUUUCUUCCAUGGAAAAAGCAGGGAAAACAUUCAGCAAGUCGAUGGCAUAAACACUCAUAAUGAAAGCUCAGAGAUACUCUGUGAAUUACACCAUUUCCAGAGAAUUCACACAGAUGACAAAGAACACCAUUGUAGUGAAGACCCUAAGACUUUUGGUCAUCUUGCAGACCUUAAACAGAAUGAGAAGAUCUGCUCAGGUGAUAAAGCAUUUCCAUCUACUGAAUGUGGAAAGACCUUCCCCUUCAGUGUAGCGGUCAACCAGCAUGAGAGAAUUCAUGCAAGUAAAGAGCCAUACCGGUCGAAUGAGUGUGGAGUGUUUCAGGCAGCCUACUCCCCGAAAACAGCACCAGAGAAUGGAUACAGGAGAAAAAACAGACAAAAGUGUGGAAUGUGGGAAACGCUUCAUUCAGGGCAACAAUCUUGUGUGCCACCAGAGAAUUUACCAGAGAGAAAAGCUAUCCCCAUGUCCUGAAAGCAAAAAGACUUUCAUCUUGAGUGAAAAUCUCAAGCACCGCCAGAUUAUUCACAGAGAAGAAAACCCAACAGGAUAUACUGAAUGUGUCAAGAGUUUCAGUGAAGCUGGAGACCAUAAUCCAAUUCAGAGUUUUCACGGAACUUCCAGAAAGCCAGCAAAGUUUAAACAACAACCAGGGAUUCAGAAGGGAGAGAAAGUGAAUCAGUGUAUGGAAUUUGGGGGGACUUUUACCCGAGUUACAAGCCUUAAGUGUCAUCAGAUAUUUCACAGAGGAGAAAAACCAUACCAGUGUGCUGACUGUGGGAAAGCUUUCAGUCAUGGUUGGGUUCUUAAACGUCAUCAGAGGAUUCACACAGGGGAAAAACCAUACCAGUGUCCUGUAUGUAGAAGGGCUUUCAAUCUGGCCGAUAAUCUUAAACGCCAUCAGAGAAUACACAUUGGUGAAUGGCCCUACCGAUGUUCUGAAUGUGGAUAUUUGUUCACUCUGGCUGAUCACCUUAAACGUCACAAGAAUAUACAUAUGAGAGAAAAAUGUCACCAGAAGACUCACAAAGGAGAACAGCCCUACCAAUGUGACGAAUGCUGGAAGAGAUUCAGUCUGCUUAAAAGCCUCAAACUCCACCAAGCAAUUCACGUGGGUGACAAACUGAGUGCUCAAAGAGCUCCAGGUAGGCAUCAAGAGGUUCACACAGAACAAAUAGCAUG
Molecule: messenger RNA, 2250 nt
Organism: Erpetoichthys calabaricus (reedfish)
Lineage: Eukaryota; Metazoa; Chordata; Cladistia; Polypteriformes; Polypteridae
Product: putative zinc finger protein 286B
Exons: 2
Coding region: 256-1542 (428 amino acids)
Biological process (GO): negative regulation of transcription by RNA polymerase II; regulation of immune system process; regulation of cytokine production
Source: RefSeq, a predicted model, not a curated record